UUAAUAUAAAUUGUUUUGGUAAAAUUACUUCUGUUUUUCAUUUAUUUGUCAAUUUUAUUUUGAUUAAUAGGCGUGAAAAUGUAAAUGUGAAUUGAGUGAUACAUUUGUGUAUGCACUCCUCUGCAUGAUUCCAUAAUUAGAUCGGGGAAGACUGAUCUGAGUUGACAGUUACUACCGUCAUAUACUAUAUAUAGCGUUUCGCGGAAUCAUCAUAAUAAAUAAUAAUUUUCUAUGCCGAACUAUUAAUUACGCGGCAUUCCGAUUUCUCAGCUUCCUCCUUCAAACUCAAUUUUGAAUCCAUCAACAAAUAUCCUUCUCCAAUCUUUCCUUUCCCCAUCGAUUCUAUUUUUUAACCUAUUUUUUUCAUUCCCAUACUGUUCGUAAUCAAGAUUUAUUGUAGAAAAGAAGAAGGGGGAAUAUAAUGUUUGAUUGUUGUGGUUGUUAACUGGUGGUAAAGGAAAAUGGAUUCAGCGAGGAGUUGGUUACAGAAGUUUCAGCCGCGAGAUAGACUGAGAGCUUCUACGAGGAAGAAAGAUGAUUUUAAUGCCGGAAUUGAAGUUUCCAAUGCACCUGUUGAUGAAGAUUCUCAUUCCAGCGUCACCAAACAGAAGGUUGCGGCUGCAAAGCAAUAUAUUGAGAACCAUUACAAGGAACAAAUGAAGAGCCUUCAAGAGAGAAAGGAACGCCGAACCGUCUUGGAAAAGAAAUUGGCUGAUGCCGAUGUCUCUGAGGAAGACCAAAAUAACCUACUUAAAUUUUUAGAGAAGAAGGAAACUGAAUAUAUGCGUCUUCAGAGGCAUAAAAUGGGUGUAGAUGAUUUUGAGAUGUUGACUAUGAUCGGCAAAGGUGCAUUUGGGGAGGUCAGAGUCUGUAAGGAAAAGACUACAGAGUCUGUAUAUGCAAUGAAAAAGCUUAAGAAAUCAGAGAUGCUUCGAAGAGGCCAGGUAGAACAUGUCAGAGCUGAGAGGAAUCUCCUUGCAGAGGUUGACAGCAAUUGCAUAGUCAAACUUUACUGUUCUUUCCAGGAUGAUGAGUAUCUAUAUCUUAUUAUGGAGUAUCUACCGGGAGGUGAUAUGAUGACUCUACUUAUGAGAAAGGACACCUUGACCGAAGACGAAGCCCGAUUUUAUGUAGGAGAAACAAUUCUAGCUAUUCAAUCUAUACAUAAACACAAUUAUAUACAUAGGGACAUUAAGCCAGAUAACUUAUUGCUUGAUAAAUAUGGACACUUGAAAUUAUCAGAUUUUGGACUAUGUAAACCGUUAGACUGUAGCACACUUGAAGAAUCAGAUUUUUCUAUUGGUCAGAAUGCAAAUGGAACUACACAGAAUGAUGACCGGGCAGGUCCGAAACGUACACAACAAGAACAGUUGGAAAACUGGCAGAAGAACAGGAGGACACUUGCUUAUUCUACAGUUGGUACACCAGAUUAUAUUGCUCCAGAAGUUCUAUUGAAGAAAGGUUAUGGGAUGGAAUGUGAUUGGUGGUCACUUGGAGCUAUUAUGUAUGAAAUGCUGGUGGGAUAUCCACCUUUUUAUUCUGAUGAUCCAAUGACAACAUGUAGGAAGAUAGUAAACUGGAAAUCUCACCUGAAAUUUCCUGAGGAAGCAAGGUUAUCUCCGGAGGCCAAAGAUCUUAUAAGUAAGCUUUUGUGUAAUGUCAACCAGAGACUGGGAUCAAAUGGUGCAGAGGAAAUAAAGUCUCAUCCAUUCUUUGAAGGUGUUCAAUGGGAAAGGUUGUAUCAAAUGGAAGCUGCAUUUACUCCUGAAGUCAACGAUGAGUUAGAUACUCAAAAUUUUGAAAAGUUUGAAGAGUCUGACAGCCAGACUCAUUCAUCAUCAAGAUCUGGUCCAUGGAGAAAGAUGCUUUCAUCUAAGGACUUGAAUUUUGUGGGAUACACAUACAAGAACUUUGAAAUUGUUAACGACUAUCAAGUUCCUGGGAUGGCUGAAUUGAAGAAAACCUCUAAACCAAGGAGGCCAUCUAUCAAGUCGCUGUUUGAUGGCGAGUCGGAGACUUCUGAGGGUUCUGAGAUUUCAGAUGUGCCUGCAAGCAAUCAAUCUACUCACUGAAGUUUAUAAAGCGGUUGAUACUUAAAUUAGACGUAUCUCAAAGCUUGAAGGAAUCUUCGUCCUACCGAGGCAGUCUCUGAUGAUAUACCUGCUCAAAAAGUAUAGGAGCCGUAACUCAAGCCAAUGGCAUUUUGAUCAUUUCCAUUUUUAAUAUAAUUUUUGAUGCUAUUCCACGUUUGGAUUUUUCUUGGCAACAUUAAUGAUUACUUGAUUGAUGGCAUGAGGAAAGGCUGAAAAAAGUGCUGUAUCUAGAAUCAACUGAUUAGCCUCAACCUGGCUGAGACGAAUCUUGCAAAUUUUGUUGGUCACACCACAGCUAUAGUAGAAUUGUAAAUCUCUUAUUCUCUGCCUGUUGUGAAAUAUGUGACAAUGUGUAUAUUCAUCUAUAUAUAUAAAUAAAUAAAUAACGUGUAUAUUCUUUUACAUUAACCCUAACACAGCAAAGUCUUUGUCCCAGUGGGUGACAUUGGAGAUGUGGUUCGUGUCCAUGUAAGGAUAUGCUGUGUUACUAACUACUGUGGAAUGUGACCUGUGGAAAUUUAAAUUUAGUUUGUGUUAAUA
This is a messenger RNA of Cicer arietinum (chickpea), 2633 nucleotides long. RefSeq lists its product as uncharacterized. The record is from RefSeq and is a predicted model, not a curated record. Gene Ontology annotation, biological process: protein phosphorylation. Lineage: Eukaryota; Viridiplantae; Streptophyta; Magnoliopsida; Fabales; Fabaceae. Gene Ontology annotation, molecular function: ATP binding; protein serine/threonine kinase activity.